Molecule: messenger RNA, 2112 nt
Organism: Pseudophryne corroboree (corroboree frog)
Lineage: Eukaryota; Metazoa; Chordata; Amphibia; Anura; Myobatrachidae
Gene: DIPK2A
Product: divergent protein kinase domain 2A
Exons: 3
Coding region: 168-1457 (429 amino acids)
Biological process (GO): cardiac muscle cell proliferation; regulation of phosphatidylinositol 3-kinase/protein kinase B signal transduction
Cellular component (GO): COPI vesicle coat
Source: RefSeq, a predicted model, not a curated record
UCAGAGCUUCCCGAGCGCGGGGAACGAGAGUGGGAAGAAAGAGGGGAGAGCGUACCGGCCUGGACGCCCACGCAGCUGUGGCACGGGCUACGAGCUGGCCCCGCCGGCGGUCUCACAGCGCCGCUCCCCUUCCCACCAGGGAGGGUGGCUGAGCGGAGAGCGGGAGCAUGCUGCGCCUCGUGUCGCUGAAGUUCGGCCGCCUGUGCCGCUACGUGAAGCUGCUGUUCGCGGCCAGCCUGCUGCUGCUGAUGCUGCUCAACACGCACUCGCUGCUCGCCUCCUUCCAGCGCAACGAGCUCACCGAGCGCCGCUUCCUCAGCCUGAAUAAGUGCCCGGCGUGCUUCGGCAGCAGCUGGUGCCGCAAGUUCAUGAACGGGCAGCUGAGCUUCGAGGGCUGGGGCAGAGUGCGGCUGCUGGACUUCUUCAACGUCAAGAACGUGCACUUCGCCCAGUACGGGGAGCCCCGGGAGGGCAGCCGCCGCGUCGUGCUCAAGCGCCUGGGCUCCAACCAGGAGCUGGCCGAGCUGGACCAGCGUAUCUGCAAGAGAGCCACCGGCCGGCCGCGCUGCGACCUCAUCCAGGCCAUCUACAAGAGCAACUUCGCCCGCCUCAACGGGGACGUCCGGCUGCUCACCCCGGACGUGGUGGAGGGCUGGUCGGACCUGGUGCACUGCCCCUCGCAGCGGCUGCUGGACCGGCUGGUGCGGCGCUACGCCGAGACCAAGGACUCCGGCAGCUUCCUGCUCAAGAACCUGAAGGACACGGAGCGUAUGCAGCUGCUGCUCACCCUGGCCUUCAACCCCGAGCCUCUGGUCCUGCAGAGUUUCCCAUCGGAUGAAGGCUGGCCUUUUGCUAAAUACCUGGGAGCGUGCGGAAGAAUGGUGGCUGUAAACUAUGUUGGAGAAGAACUCUGGAGUUUCUUUAAUGCUCCGUGGGAGAAACGCGUGGACCUUGCCUGGCAGCUAAUGGAGAUUGCUGAACAGCUCACGAACAAUGACUUUGAAUUUGCACUUUACCUCUUAGACGUCAGCUUUGACAACUUUGCUGUUGGAUCCCGCGACGGGAAAGUAAUCAUCGUUGAUGCUGAAAAUGUUCUGGUAGCAGAUAAAAAAAUAAUUAAACAAAAUAAACCAGAGAACUGGGAUGUAUGGUACGAAAGUAAAUUUGAUGACUGUGACAAAGAAGCGUGCCUGUCUUUCUCAAAGGAGACUCUGUGCUCUCGUACUACAGUGGACCAUAACUACUAUGCUAUCUGCCAGAAUCUUCUAUCUGGACAUGCUACCUGGCGUGGCACUUCAGGGGGUCUUCUGCACGACCCUCCAUCUGAAAUUGUCAAAGACGGCCAUCUUGGGGCACUGCUGGACGAAUGUGCAAACCCAAAGAAAAGAUACGGCAGAUUUAAAGCUGCCAAGGAACUGAGAGAAUACCUUGCACAACUGAGUAAUAAUGCAAGGUAGUCCAUGCUGUUUGGAUUCCGUUUAUUUUUCUGCUUUGUAGCAAUGGGAAGGUUUUAUUACACUAUGGUAUUGGGUUAAAUUACUGUCGUACAGGCAGGCGUUUUCUAUACAAGCCUUGUGGAUGCCAUGGAAUGAAUCUGGUGCCAGAGAGAGAGAGCACUGCAUACAAUCCUUAGCAAUCAUGCCAGUACAUGUUCUUAUCUAAUUAAAACUUCUGAAACUACUAUUGAUUUUUCUCUCUGAUUAUCUGAGAGGCAGAUUAGAUGAGGACAUUCAGGUGACUUGGGGAUAAUAGACUUUUGUAGCUUCAUUGAUUAUUCAUGUGUCAAAAAGUAGUUGACAUGACCUAUAUUUCAUUGGUCUCACAAUUUUUGUGACGCUGAUGCCUUUACUUGGAAAGUUCAAGUUAAGACCGCUGGCCUGUUUUAAAGGCUUUUUUCAUGUUUGUAUGUUUAAAACACCAGUUUCUGGCUCUUGAUUUAAGUUUGGGAUCUUGUCUUUGUUGUGUUCUGUUUCCAAUUGAUGAUGUUCAUGGAAGGAGUACUGUAUUUUUAUUUUUAAAGGGCAGGAUUCCUAAUAUUUUUUUUAUAGUGUCUUUGAUCUAUGCUGUAAAUAUGUUACCCCAGUUCUACAUUAAAAUUUAGUCAUUCUUUGA